Molecule: messenger RNA, 1845 nt
Organism: Trifolium pratense (red clover)
Lineage: Eukaryota; Viridiplantae; Streptophyta; Magnoliopsida; Fabales; Fabaceae
Exons: 2
Coding region: 269-1453 (394 amino acids)
Biological process (GO): chloroplast organization; regulation of DNA-templated transcription
Cellular component (GO): chloroplast
Molecular function (GO): double-stranded DNA binding
Source: RefSeq, a predicted model, not a curated record
AUCUCUCUCCCCGAAGAACAAAGGAAAAAGUGUUAGAAAAAAGAGAGAAUUUUUUUUUCCUCUAUAGAAAACUAGGGCCUACAUUUACCUAUGUUUAGUGCAAACAUAAGAUAGAGAACAAGAAGAGAUAGUAUAAUAUCCUGUAAUUAGAUGAUAAUGACAAAAUUGAGCUUAAAAAUCAACUAAUAUCCGUGAAUGUAGGAUUAAGUUGAUUAUUAAGCUCAACACUUCAACACUCAACAACACCAUCUAACUUCAGUUCAUCAUCAUGUUGAAGUUCAAUUCAUGGCGCCACAAAACCCUAAUCUAUUAUCACAACCCCUUAGCAUUUUCACAAUCCCCAAACCCUAACCCUCUUUUCCACCAUUACCCAUCACUAUUUUCCCUGCAUUUCUGCACCAAUACUUCCGAUUCAACUUCUUUUGCAGUUUCCUACCUCAUCAACAAUAUUGGGUUGUCCCCAAAAUCUGCUCCCAAACUUUGCAAAACUUACAAUGUCCGUUUCAAGACUGCCCAAAACCCUGAUUUAGUUCUUAAUUUCUUUAGAAACCAUGGUUUCUCAGACACACAAUUACGUAAUAUCAUUGCAAAAUCACCAUGGCUACUUUCCUGCAACCCCUCCAAAAGGGUAUUGCCAAAGUUUCAAUUUUUACUCUCCAAAGGUGCUUCUAACUCUGACAUUAUUAACCUUGUCAGUAAGAACCCUACGGUCCUGUCUCCAAGUUUGGAGAAUCAUAUAAUCCCAACCUAUGAAUUGCUUUAUAGAUUUUUGCAAUCAGACAAGGACAUUAUUGCUGCUGCAGUUCAAAAUCCAGCUUUACUUAUUCACCAUUUUGUGUCACAUAACAUUGGAGUGAUGAUUGAGAAUGGAGUGACAGAUUCAAACAUUACAAGAGUUCUUCGGAUACAGAACAUCGCGGUAUGCAGAAGUGGCAUUUUGAAUGUGGUGGAGGAAUUGAAGGAUUUGGGGUUUAAUCCUUCACAAACAAUUUUUUAUGUGGCACUGAUUGCCAAAAGAACUGUAACCAAAACCCGGUGGGAAGAGAAAGUUGAUGCCUUUAAGAAAUGGGGUUGGUCUGAUGAAGAUGUAAAAGAAGCAUUUAGAAAGCAUCCUCACUGUAUGUUAUUAUCCAUUGAUAAAAUUAAUUCAGUGAUGAGCUUUUGGGUCAAUCAGUUAGGUUGGGAUGCUAUGGCCAUUGCCAAAACGCCAAGGGUUUUCGGGUCCAGUCUGGAAAAAAGGAUCAUACCAAGAGCCUCGGUUGUGCAAUAUCUUUUGAAGAAAGGUUUGCAAAAAAAGGAAGCAAGUUUAACUUCUCCAUUUAUAGUCACUGCUAAGUCGUUCCUUGAAAGAUAUAUAAACCGUUAUAAGGAAGAGUCAUCUUAUCUAUUAAAGCUUUAUGAAGAAAAACUGGAUCUUGCACACGCCAGGGACGAAACUGAUACAAUGUCAUGAACAACUUUUCAGGUUGAUGUAAAUGGUUGGUUGCCUGAAGUAAAAACUUCCUAAAUUUUCCACAGUGCAUCCGGGGCUUUCACAAAGAUCAUGUCGUGGCUGGAGCUAUGAUGUGGCCAACUAGAGGAAGUGCAUUCUUGAUCGAACCGCACAGCAGGCUUGCCAAGCACUAAAGGGUUCUAAUUUCUAACUAACCAACCCUCUCAGAUAUUCUCUAUGUUUUUUUCCCUCUGGUCUAACUUGAUGGUAAGUGAUUAUUUUCUGGGACUUAAUUGAUACAUUGUCUCCAAAUAUGACAUUUGAUUUUUAUGGAUUCAUUUUGCUUAUUGUUGAAUCUUUGUUUUUGACACUCUCUCAAACUUAUACGCAUGACUACUUUCGCAUUUAAGUUC